Messenger RNA from Centrocercus urophasianus (Greater sage-grouse), 3262 nucleotides. It is a transcript of the gene RASGRP3, whose product is annotated as RAS guanyl releasing protein 3. Gene Ontology annotation, cellular component: plasma membrane. Lineage: Eukaryota; Metazoa; Chordata; Aves; Galliformes; Phasianidae. The transcript is spliced from 17 exons. Gene Ontology annotation, biological process: Ras protein signal transduction; positive regulation of GTPase activity. The record is from RefSeq and is a predicted model, not a curated record. Gene Ontology annotation, molecular function: guanyl-nucleotide exchange factor activity; calcium ion binding. The coding region runs from base 395 to 2473 and encodes 692 amino acids.
GUUACGGAACACAUAGCGCCACGUUCCAGUCAAGCGUUUUAGCAAAGGCUGCUAUUAUGAAAAGGAUUUUCUAAUAGGGGGAAUAAUGAUCUUCAGAUUCUGACCUCCUGGCACAGCAGUGAGAUUUAUCAGGAGGGGCAUGUGACUAGUUAAGACACACAGCCCCAGCUUGAAGGAAACAGCUGCUCAUUUCAUGCUUUAGCACUUGGCAGCUGGACAAGGAAGGGUGAUGUUUGUGUUGAAUACCUCUGCAGAACCAAGUACAGUUUUCCUGGAAGCCCAGAUAAGAACACAACCAACAAUAAAAUGAAAAAACUGUGCAGCUGAAGAACUGAAGAAGCAUUUUUCUACUUGGUGAAAAUGCCUCUUAUUUUUUGACAACGAUUGAAGAACAAUGGGGUCAAACACACUUGGGAAGGCUGCAACAUUAGAUGAGCUUUUGAACGCUUGUAUUGAAAUGUUUGAUGACAGAGGAAAUCAAUGCUCCAGCCAUUUGCCGAGAAUCUUUCUUCUAAUGCAUCGCUGGUACCUGCCUUCCACAGAGCUGGCUGUCAAGCUUCUGUCUACAUAUAGAGAUGCCAGUGGGGAGAACUGCAAUGAAUUCAGACUAAAAAUCUGCUACUUCAUGAGAUACUGGAUUCUGGAAUUUCCUGCAGAAUUUAACUUGGAUCUCGGGCUGAUUCGUUUGACUGAAGAAUUUCGAGAAUUAGCCAGCCAGCUUGGCUAUGAGGAUCACAUCGAUCUCAUUGAUAUCUCCAGCAUACCUUCCUAUGACUGGAUGAGAAGAGUUACACAGAGGAAGAAGAUUUCUAAGAAAGGAAAAGCCUGCCUACUUUUUGAUCAUCUGGAGCCCAUUGAACUAGCUGAACAUCUCACUUUUCUGGAGCAUAAAUCUUUUAGGAGAAUUUCUUUCACAGACUACCAAAGCUAUGUGAUCCAUGGCUGCCUGGAGAACAAUCCUACUUUGGAGAGAUCUAUUGCUUUGUUUAAUGGUAUCUCCAAGUGGGUCCAGCUCAUGGUUCUCAGCAAGCCGACACCCCUGCAAAGGGCAGAAGUGAUCACGAAGUUUAUCAAUGUUGCACAGAAGCUCCUCCAUCUCCAGAACUUCAACACACUGAUGGCAGUUGUGGGAGGUCUUAGCCAUAGCUCUAUUUCUCGCCUGAAAGAGACUCAUUCUCAUCUGUCUUCGGAAGUCACAAAGGACUGGAAUGAAAUGACAGAGCUGGUCUCUUCCAAUGGAAACUACUGCAACUACCGCAAGGCUUUUGCUGACUGUGUUGGCUUCAAAAUUCCUAUUUUAGGAGUGCAUUUGAAAGACUUGAUUGCUGUCCAUGUCAUUUUUCCUGACUGGAUAGAUGAAAAUAAAGUAAACAUAGUGAAAAUGCAGCAGCUUUCCAUCACCUUGAACGAACUGGUUUCCCUGCAAACUGCUUCUCAUCACUUAGAGCCUAAUAUGGAUUUAAUUAACCUGCUAACACUGUCCCUGGACCUCUAUCACACAGAGGAUGACAUCUACAAGCUCUCACUGGUGCUAGAACCAAGGAACUCCAAAUCUCAGCCUACCUCCCCAACAACCCCAAGCAAACCAGUGGUGCCACUGGAAUGGGCAUCUGGAGUGGUACCUAAGCCUGACCCAACCGUCAUCAACAAGCACAUAAGAAAGUUAGUGGAUUCUGUCUUUAGAAACUAUGAUCAUGACCAUGAUGGCUACAUUUCUCAGGAAGACUUUGAAAGUAUAGCUGCAAACUUCCCCUUCUUGGACUCUUUCUGUGUGUUGGACAAAGACCAAGAUGGACUCAUAAGCAAAGAAGAAAUGAUGGCUUAUUUUCUGAGAGCUAAAUCCCAGUUCCAGUGUAAAAUGGGACCUGGGUUUAUUCACAACUUCCAGGAGAUGACCUACCUUAAGCCAACUUUCUGUGAACACUGCGCAGGUUUUCUCUGGGGUAUAAUCAAACAAGGCUACAAAUGUAAAGACUGCGGUGCCAACUGCCACAAGCAGUGCAGGGACCUACUCGUGCUUGCCUGCAGGAAAUUCUCCCGAGGAACCUCUGUGGGCAGCAACCACGGCUCCCUGCCCAGCAGCCCUUCCCUGCCACCAGCCCAGGAUGAAGUGUUUGAGUUUCCCAGCGUCGAUGCAGAACAGCAGGACCUCGACGGCAGAGCCAUCACUCUUGUCACCGGCUCCUCCCGGAAGAUUUCAGUGCGGCUGCAGAGGGCGACAGCCAGCCAAGCAACGCAGACGGAACCGCUGUGGCACGAACCGGGCUGGAGUGAUUCAGGGUCUCACACUUUCCCAAAAAUGAAAUCCAAGUUCCACGGCAAAGCUGGGAAGAACAAAGGCUUUGCAAAGUGGGAGAAUGAAAAGCCCAGCAUGCAGGCCAACGUAGACAUAGAUGCUGAGGCUCCUCAGCACAUCCUGGAGCACAACGGCAUAGAAACGCUUCCUGAAAGACAGGAAUCUGAGGAUAGCUGACUGCUCACCCCGAAACACCAAAAAUCAGAGAUGACUAUAGUAAUACAGCAAAAGUUGACAGACUGCCAUAGACCACUUUUGGUCAUGGGAAAUCUUCCUGUACCUCAUACUUCUAAAUUCAGCCAUCACCCUGUUUUCCUAGCUGAUAGGUGUUAAAAAAAGCACUAUUUAUUUUCGCACACGAUUAAGCCAUUUGGAAGAACAUUGCACAGACACAGCAGAACAGAUCUCUGCACUCAGUGUUUUCUCUUGUAUGAUUUUGUGGAAACUUCCCCUCCAUGCCAGUGAGGAUAUAUUUGGCAUCCUUUAAAAGUACUGCAUCAUCUCAGCAUGCCUGCCAGGAACAACAGCAGUGAGGACAGAAGCCAACCAUCCGCAUUCAUUUGAUAAGACUCCUUUUUCAGAGGCUUGUAAUGAUCUCUUAAGGAAAGAAGUAGGUGUGGAUGUUGAUUAAAUCUCAAAACAAAACAAAACAAAACAAAACAAACAACAACAAAAAACCACCAAAAAUGAAAAACCCACAACUCCUUUCAUAAAGUCCUCUACAGUGAAAUCCCUUGCACACCUGGGGUUUUGAAUUUUGGACACAUUUACAUUGCUACGAUGAGCACACAUCCAGCACAGCAAUAGCUGUUACCAGAGGGAGGCUCCUUCAAGCAUGUGGCUGGAAGUGAGGAAGUUCCAGGACAUCGUGCAGGUGUUUGGUGAUACUGCAAAGGAGAGGUGUCCUCUCUGCCAGCACUGGUUAUGGGUAGAAUUAGAGUGUAAUAAAUGUCUUAGUUUUAAGUA